Candidula unifasciata is the source of this 1398-nucleotide messenger RNA. The record is from the annotation of a GenBank genome assembly. Lineage: Eukaryota; Metazoa; Mollusca; Gastropoda; Stylommatophora; Geomitridae.
UCUGGAAUUCAGGCACCACUGGAUGAAAAUUCAACACCCCUGGAUUGCUUAUUGACACUGCUGACAGCUGAUAUCAUUGACAGCCUUGUUGAAAACAUAAAUCUUUAUGCAGUGGAAAAAAUAAAGAAAAAUGUACCGCUGAGAAAAAGAUAUACAUUUGUAGUGAUAGCAAUGGGAAAUAAACCAAAACAUUACAUCAAUGAUUACUGGUCUACAGCAAACCACAAAUUCACACCAUGGUUCAAGGUAAUGUUUCCAAGAACUAUGUUCUUGCUUGUUUACCAGUCAAUGCUGCAUGCAUCAGAACCCAACGCACAAGGCCAAGCAAAGAUUGAGCCAUUUAUGAAUAAUCUAGUAGCAAAGUUUCAGCCAGCAUUUUACCCAUAUGAAAAGCUUUCUGUUGAGAUGGUGAUUGGUUUCAAAGGCAGGUUUCAUGCUAAACAGUACAAUGCAGCCAAGCCUCAUAAGUAUCAUAUAAAGACAUUUGGUCUUUGUGAUUCAAUCACAGGCUAUGUUUUUAAUCUGCUAAUUUACUUUGGAACAAAAACUGCCUACAAUCCAGAGCUUGAUCCAACAUCAACUCAUGCUGUAAAAGUAUUCUCAACCCUACUGCAGGGUGUUGCAAGUUACCAUCAUCUAUUUACAGAUAGAUUUUAUACAUCACUCCCUCUCAUACAAUUUCUUUUAUCCAGGAAAUUGAAUUAUACUGGCACAGUGAAUACAAACCGCAAAGGAUUGCCGCAGCAGCUAAAGCAACAACCAACCAUCUUUGGAACCUCGAGAUGGUUAGUUAAUAAUGAGCAGAAUAUCCUUUGCGUUUCCUGGAGGGAUAAAAAAUCCCAAAAACCUUGCAUCCUACUGACCACAAAUGGAAGUUCUAAAUUUGAGGAACGCCAGGAAGGGAGUCGAAAGGUUCAGAAACCUAGCCCCAUUUACUCAUACAAUAUGAGUAUGAAUGGCUGUGAUCGUGUAGAUCAAAUGAAGUGGUGGAAAAAGGUUUUCACGUGGAUCGUGGAAGUGACGCAGGUCAAUGCUCACAUCUUGUACAUGUUAUCCCAUCAUGCUGCCCCUAAGCGAAUGAGUCUCACACAUUUCAAAGACGAGCUCAUCCAGCAACUAACUGCGCUCUCAGGUCAUGAAGUUUCAACAGACAUGAUCAUUGCUGUGGCUCGCAGACCAGGCAAAAGGCCAGCCUUGACUGACAGUUUUGUUGGGGCAGACCAUUUAGUUGACUAUGCUGGUGCAGACAGGCAAUGUGUACAGUGCAGCAAGAAAAAGAUUCAAAAACGCAGCAGGUUUUACUGUGUUAGAUGUGCUGACAAGCCUCAUCUGUGCCCCAAUGCAUGUUUUAGGUGGUUGUAUUCAGGAUCAAUAUCACCAUCAUUGUCAGAUAAAUAG